Messenger RNA from Amborella trichopoda, 6197 nucleotides. The record is from RefSeq and is a predicted model, not a curated record. Lineage: Eukaryota; Viridiplantae; Streptophyta; Magnoliopsida; Amborellales; Amborellaceae.
CCUUGUCUUUUUAACACUUCACAGUUCACUCCUCACUCCCGAUUUCUCUCGCCUUCCCUUAAUUUGACAGAGCUCCCUGUACUCCAUGAAUCGGCAUCCCUACAAAGGCAAAGCGGGUGGGCUUCCAUUUUCGAUCUUCUCAGUCUGGAAACUUAGAGCGGAUGUGCUUGUUGAGUGGUACCAUAUACAUCAUGCUCAUAACUUCUAGGGUUUUAUCCUUUUCAAAUUUUUAUAGCAACUUCGGCUUCAAUUUUAUACAGCUCUGGAAAAAUUGCGUAUAUGAUGAGAAUUUUUCUGGUUGUGUUCUUUAUCAAGUGGGCGUUUUUUUAGGUUUCUAUUGCUUGUGAACAUUUGAAAAAGUGCUGGACCGUUUUCUUAAGAUUCUUCAUUGGAUGAAUGAUCAAUCUUAUUAAUUCAUGAUACGAGAAAUCUGGAUAUUUAACUAGACUAAGCACACAGAAUAGGGAUCAUCUCGAAUGUGCUAGUCUUUCUAUUUAAAUGAUCGAAGAAGCCUUGCAAUUCUUUGCUCAAGCCAGAAGAGGCAAGAGAUUUCCUGAGGUUAGCAGGCUGAUUCAUCAAUUGAUGAGGUCAAAUUGUGAACAAUUGGCACUGAAAAUAUUCUCUGAUCUGGUGGGAAAUGGUUACCACCCGCAUUUAUCAUCUUGCAAUGCAAUUAUCUCCCUUUUUUGCAAAUUUGGUAGUUUUAGUGGAGCCCAGCAUCUUCUAAGUAUCAUGCCCAACAUUCAAUGUGAACCAGAUAUUGUGAGUUAUAAUUCUUUAAUCAAUGGGUAUUGUCAGUUCAGGAAAUUGAAUGAAGCUACCUCAGUAUUCAACACAAUUCAGAGAGGCGCUUAUAAACCAGAUGUAAUUACAUACAACAUUUUGAUAAAUGGAUAUUGCAAAUAUGGAAAAUUGAAGGAGGUUUUGGUUUUCCUUGCUUCAAUGUGGAAGAUCUAUACGCCCGAUGUUGUUACUUACAGUACUUUUAUUGAUGCUCUUUGUAAAUUGAACAAGUUGGAUGAGGCUGAUUAUGCUUUUCGUGACAUGUCGAUUGUUGGAAUAUCACCUAAUUUUGUGAGCUUUACUUCUCUUAUUGAUGGGUAUUGCAAAUCUGGAUCCAUCGAUAAGGCAUUCAAGUUAUAUGACAAUAUGUUGAAGUCCUCUAUUUCUCCAAGCGUAGUUACUUAUAAUGUGCUUUUGAAUGGUCUUUGCAAACAAGGCCUGAUGGAAAGAUCUGAACAACUCUUUAUGCAAAUGUUGGAGAGAGGGGUGAUACCCAACGCUGUCAUAUACACUUCCUUGAUAGAUGGGCAUUUCAAGAGAGGAAAUGUGGAUGAGGCAAUGGGUUAUGUGAAGAAAAUGUUACAUCAAGGGAUCAAACUUGAUGUUCAGGCAUAUGGGGCCAUUAUUUGGGGCCUUUGUAAGAAAGGACAGUUGUGUGAAGCGGAAGGACUCAUGGUUGAAAUGGAGAAGAGAGGUUUAUGGCCAGAUAAGUUAAUAUUUACCACUCUUAUUGAUGCCCAUUUCAAAGAAGGUAACAUGAUAAAGGCUUUUGGUUUUGUCAAUGAGACGCUCAAGAGAGGUUUUGAUUUUGACACUGUAAUGAUUUCGUCACUCAUGGAUGGCCUCUGCAAGCAUGGGAGAUUAGAUGAGGCAAAGGAACAUCUCAAGAGAUUGAACCAGGCGAAUGCACCAGCAAAUGAAGUUACAUAUACUGUACUGAUUGAUGGGCUUUGUAAGGAAGGGAGUUUAAGUGAAGCUGAACUAGUUCUUAAGGAGAUGUUGGAAGCUGGUUUGAUUCCAGACAAGUUUGUAUACACAUCUUGGAUUGCUGAACUGUGCAAACAAGGGAAUAUGGUGGAAGCAUUAAAAUUGAAGAAAGCUAUGCUUGAAAAGGGCAUAACUCCUGACUUACUUACAUUUACUUCUCUUGUAUGGGGGUUAGCAAAUAAAGGUUUCAUGAUUGAAGCUGAGCUAGUCUUCAAUGAUAUGCUCUGCAGAGGCAUUGAGCCUGACUUUGCUGUUUAUGAUGUUUUGAUUAGAGGGUAUUUGAAACAAAACAACAUGAGUGAAGCUAUAAGGUUGCAAGAUGACAUGAAAGAGAGAGGGUUGCUACCUAUCGCAUAUAGAGUGGCUUGCAGCUAGUGGAUCAUGAGAAAGCUAAAUACCCAUGGUUGCCAGCUACUUUCAACAAAUUAAAGAAUGGGUUAGCUGGUCUUCUUUCUGACAUCAGAGGAUUGUAUAUGUCCUUUUAGACAAUUCCAGAGUCUGCUGGCUUAUCGAUCAUAUUCCAACACAUUAAUAUUUAAGCACUUGAGGACAUAUUGGCCUUCAUUCUGAUCUUGACUAUGGAUUGGAAAUAAGUGGUUACACCAAGGGCGAGAGAAGAACUUGGCUUCUAUUUGGAAGUAUGGAACCGCAAGGGGCAAAACAAUUUGAACCUGCCAUCGAACAUCCUCAGAAGGUUUUGGGAGUUAAUAUUGUUAGACUUCAGUUAGCAAUUUUUUGUUGCUUAAUGGAGGGUAUUUAAUGGAUUCCUUAUAAAGAUCGAUAUUAGCUUGAACUUGAUUGACUUUGAUGAUAAGAACUCAUAAACUCGAUUGCUCAGACCAAGUUACAGACUUCUUCAUGCAUAUGCUUCCAUGUCAUGAUGCAGAAAUAUGACCUUGGAGGCUUAUAAAUUGGGAAAACUAUUGAGUGAUUUUCUUAUGAAGGGAUGGUGUGUCGAGCAUGUUAUUCAUUAGUCUCAGUGGUAUGAAGUGUAUAGUGUUUUUAAGUGUCUGGGAUUUCCAACAACUGAGAUGAUGAGCCUUGCAGCUAUUGGAAAUGGUUGGUUGGUUGAGCAGCUUAUUCACAGGGCUUCAUCGGACUUAGUUGCAUCCUAAGUUAUACUCAUCACUAUCCAAUGCAAUUAGGGUUCGGUAUAAGAAUGUUAUGGCUAUGGGAUUCUAACUUUAACACAAAAGAAUGUCUGUGUGUGUGCAGACAAGAAUGAAGAAAGUGAGUGCAUCUCUAAUUAUGGUCACUCAGUUUUGAAAAUUGGAUCAGUACAAUGAUUCCUGCUCUGUUUAGUUUUAAAGAAGGGAGACUAGGCUACAAUCCUCAUGACUAUUAAAAAUCCAUGGUCAUGAGAGUGAUGAUUUGUUUAAUUAGUGGUUGGAUGAUGAUGGAAAGUGGGUUGCCCCAAAUCUCUAAGGGCCUGUUUGAUAAUUGGAAGGUAAUGUUACUUGGAUAUUGGAAGUUCUUUCUCAGGAACUGGAACAUUAACUUUCAGGACUGUUAAUAAAUGUGUUUGAUGACUUAUCUGGAAUUUUAAGGAGAUCCGCGAACCUGCGUUUGUUUGAGCCUGGAGCAUUUGGCUUUUGGAGAUCUGGGAAUAAGCCAGUUGUAACCGUUUAUGAGGCUGACAUGUCUUCUAUGAGGAGAUUUUUAAGUCACCCUGCAUCCUCAGCAGGUUGAACAAAAUGAAACGGCUAGAUCGAGCCUCUUCUUUGACAACGAGUACAAAAAAUAACCGACCUUAAAACCAAUUCACCGUCACAUGCAAAGAAGAGCAAUUUCGAAAUGCUUCAAUAGCAUUUAACCAUGAUCAUCUCAUGAAAACUACAUUAAUAUUGAUAAUGAGAUACAAUCAUAAAGUCAAGUGGCUAUUACAAAUAUUAUAUGACUCCAUGAACAAACCCAUACAAAAGUACACUUGAUAAUAUGUUAUGAUUAAAAAGAGUUUGCUCAUAUCAGAAUCCUCAUCCAUAUUUCCACAAAAAACUCAUUCAAACUCAAGUAGAACCUAGUUGUGCACGUUUAGUCGAUUCCCUUGAUUAGGAUGCCCACUGGACAAUCCAUUAUCGAAGACAAUGUCCAUGAUAUGGGUAGGAGGAAAACAUCUAUUCAUGUUAUUGGCUGCCCAUUCGUUAUCUUGUGCAAGUAUAAUAACCCAAAAAAAUAAAAAUAAAAUGAACAAAUUUACAAUCUAAUAGGUUACAUUGUCAUAAAACAUGUAUUAAAAAAUAAAAUACUUGUACGUACUCCUCCCAAACUGGACCGGUCAUCCUUCUGGUUUCCUCAUCAAUUGAAUUCUGAUAUGGGUCAUGAGCAUCUUUAUCUUCCUGUAGAUUUGUCUAAAUCAUUUAAUUCUAUACUUUAUCAUGUCCAUAUUAAAGUAAUUGGUCCGUGUUUAUGCAUCUGGCUCCUGGUCUGUGCAGGGAUGUGUGUCUUGUCAAUCACUUCGAUAUAAUCCUAUUAAUGUCAUAUGAAAUACCUUUAGUUCAAUUGUAUAAUAUCGUAAAGUUAUAUGAAUAUUAACCCAAUUUUUUACAUUGAAAUAUGGGUAAAACCUUUUUAUAUCAUCUAAAAUGUGCUUAGGUUUUUCACUACUUGGAGGUUGCAAGAUCUGGGGUUUCAAUUGUAAGAUUGACAUUAAAACUCUGUUGAAAUAGAAGUUUGACCAUUUGCUCUGAAUGCUGGAAACAUUCAUGGAUCGCCUUAUUACGUUGAUCGUGUUUCAGGGUGCAGAAAAUGGCCACUUGUUUGUCCAUUAAAUGUCUCGUGUUAGUAAUCAACAAACUCUCCUUAAGAAGCCUACAAAGAUCGAGAAAUGCAACCCUCUCAAUUAGGGUCCAUUGAGGAAUUCUUCCAUCACCUUAUGCUUUGCUCUAUUUCCUGACAUUGUAGGUCUGGUUCCAGAUGAGGAAUGAGCUCCAUUCCUUUAGACAAAACAACACAAACAUAAUAGGAAAAGUGAACCGUGUGUCAGGGGACGCAGCGUCCCCCAAUGCACCAACCAUCCAUCUCAAAAUUGGAUGGUUGGCGAUGGUGGUUCCACCCAAGAGGGUCUUAAAAACACAUCCAAAGAUGUCAAUUUAUAUUGUUAAAAAUUUAGUCAUUUUUAAUAUUCAUGUUCACCAUUGUGGAGCAUAUCCACCCCGAAUUUUGGAUCCAAAAUCCAACUCUAAAAUGGAUUAUGGAGAGAGGACUAAUGUACCAAGAGUGACAUGAGAAGAAUUAGAUAUGAGCCAUGUAAGGCAUGCUGAAGAGAACACAGACAGAUAAGUUGGUGGGAUUGCACCAUUUAUAUUAAAGUUGAACCAACUUCACUGUAAUAUUCUUUUUGGUUAUUGCUGACAUGAUUCUAGAUCAAAGUUUCUAAAUCUAUGCAAAUACAAAAGUUAUGCUCCCAAUCAUAAGCUUAAAUAAUAACAUCUAAAAUGUUUUCAAUUAAAUCAUAUCAGGUUAGUGUUAGGCAGGUGAUUAUGGCAGGACCAACAAUACUUCAAUUUGUGCAUGAUAUGUAAUUGAGCCAAUUUCAAUGUUUAAAUUAACUAUUUUUUAUAAAGUAAAUUUUAAAUUAACUCUUCAUAGAUAACCACCAAGCGCACAUCCAAGUCUAGCAGAACAUUCCAUUUGUGAGAGAGAGAGAGAGAGAGAGAGAGAGAGAGAGAGAGAUACCUGGUUGAGUUGGCUUAGAUCGGUGUGUCAUAUGCUGAAGUGCUACAGUAAUGAGGAACGUUUGGUUUCUGGAGUUAAAUGUUCCUCUAAACAAACAUGCCCUAAAAAACCACAGUGGUUCCCAUUCUCCUAUUGUCAUUGCCCUAUCUUUACUGGUCUGUGGAUGACCUUGAAAACCAUAGAUUUUCUAUGAUCACGACUUUUUAUUGGAUACUUUCCACUCUGAGGGAAAGGUGCACCACAUUACUUGUGAUGCCAACUUAAUUAUCUGUUUGAUUCAAGCAGACAAUUCACGUAUCGGACGCCAUCGAAUCUUUUGUGAGUAAUCUACUCUGUGUAGUCAAUUGAACUUUUCAAGUCUCAUGCAUCUCAUCUGUAUCAUUGGCACACUAUGCAUCUAAGGUUUGGAAUUUAUAUGGUACCGCAUAAUUUUAGAAAAAGAAUUCCCUACCACACAGGGAAAAAAGAAGGGAUGGUGUUGUUCUUUUCCUCUGAUAUAUCACUAAAAUGAAAAUAAUGUUUUUUAUUUAGAUCAUAUACUACGAGACCAUUUGUAUUUGUCACAAGGAGGUCACAAUUGCUACUAGCCAUUAGAUGUCAAUUUGGAUGGCUUGGAGUGUGUCACAAAGCGAAAUUUUCGUUGAACUCCAAGUCUAGUCGCUACCACACUCACAUCCACCAGAUUUGAAAUCUGACAAGCAAAAGUGAUUGUGAUCCCUUUGAAUUAAAAAUAAAUAGUCUCUUUAUAUACU